AUGGAUACCGAUAACAACCAAAUCAUCACAAAGAAAAAGACUAAAAGAAAUAAGAAUGAAAAGAAAAAGAAAAUGGAGACAAAAGAGGAUGGCGCGGUCCGUGAUAAAGAUAACCAAGAUGAGACGCCUCUAAACAUCAGCGGAUCGCCAAGCUCUACUGACAGUGAGGAUCUAGUCAACGCAAUUAACUACAAUACCAUCACAUCCUUAGCCGCUUUAAAGGAUAUAAUUCAAGGUGACGGCAACGAUACUCCUGAAACUGAUAGUUUUUUCCAACACUAUUUUAUGAACCACUGUAACAAUCUGUCCAGUCGAAAUUCGAACUCGCCCUUCCCUUAUAAUGAGAGACGCCGCUUGUCCCAAUGCCGUGAAGAAGACGAGGACGAUUAUAAGAAAGAUAAUUCCAAUUCGAAUUCACCGUCCAAAAUGUAUGAUGCCAAUAAAAAUGACAACAAGAAAUCUCCAGCGAAACAUGUACAUAAAGUAGACGAUAACAGUCCUGCCGAAAGAAACAAUAAGAACAACGGAGACGAUCCGUCUAAAAGAACAGUAAUGGGUGCGAAGCAUAAGUUUCUGGUGACGACAGCGGAGCCUCCGCUUCAGAAGCUAGAACGUGCGUUUCGUAAACAUGUGAAUAACGCUCAUACAGUACAUUUUGGCACCAAGGGUGCGGAGGAGCUGAGACCAAGCGUCAGAUCGAUCUUCGCUGGUGAGAAUCUCCAUCGCGACAAAAAUUAUUUCGAUAGUAGUUUAAUUGAAAUACGUUCGACAGUAGAUGGAGUGCCGACAAGCUCAGAAGAUAUUUGGGUUAAGAGAACCAGUGACAAACCGGUUACUACGCACAAAGAAAAAGGAACAAUUGAUAAAACGUCAAAAGAUGCUGUGGAAGCUUUAAAGGUCAGCGAAGAAAUCGAACCUGUGCGUGUACGAUCCGGGACUUGGGGUUCGCAAUCUCGUAGAGAUAAGGACAUAAUAAAAAUAAAUGACGUUCCGAAAAUAAAGGAAAUACGACGGAGCAGUGAUGACAGACGGCAGAAAAGAGAGCAAAGAUUAGACGCCGCCAUAACACGGAGCACUCAAUCUGUCGGGGAACGCAGACGACGAGCCUCUGCUGACGAUGGGCAUUCUCAUCAGCUGUACCAACAGACCAUACAUGGAACAUCCGGGGUGAGCCGAAGGCCAGCGCUGUUUGAUAUUUUCAAAUCUCGUCAACGCGGUGACGCGAAGAAGCAGCCAACAAUGAUGCAGCAGUUUAAGGCGGCUGUCCAGAACAUGACUAAAUCCAAUACGAGAGAAUCUGAAAGAUCUAGCAUCAAAACAGAAAUAGUCGACACGACGGAUGGUGCAUCAUCUUCUACACCAGCAAGUAACAAAGCCAAAGACGGUUCUGCACAUCCACACCCAGGAAGUGACACACGGUACUAUCAUACCAUCACGGUACCAGCUUCGCGGCGGCCCAGUGCUAUAAGCAAGAUGAUGGAGAUGUUCAGGGGUAGACCAUCAACUCCCGGCGGUCCUGGUUCGUCAGAUUCUGCAGAGAGACGGCGAACGCUGAGGCAAGAUAGGUCGGCCAGAUUCGAACCAGGGGCAAUACGCACGUUUCAAGUGGUGAAGCGGCCUUGUAGACCCCUUCACCAUUCGUGCAGUUACAGAAAUUGCUGA
Molecule: messenger RNA, 1662 nt
Organism: Leptosia nina
Lineage: Eukaryota; Metazoa; Arthropoda; Insecta; Lepidoptera; Pieridae
Source: the annotation of a GenBank genome assembly